AUGCCUCCACGCGCACUUGGGCCUCCAAGAGAGCCCCUCACCUGCCGGACGCGAUCCCGCACCCACACCCCCGCCCGCCGCCUCCAAGAUCCCAGCCCUCCCUCCCGGGUCUGGACCUCAGAGGCCGCUCGCGCCACCGCCCCGCAGCGCAGCGGAGCCAACGGGGCGCCCCCUCUCCGCGCCGGCCCCGACCCGCCCGAGCAGCGGCGCCCCCGCGCGUCCACCGAGCCUGGGGCGCAGCAGCGGGAGCGGCGCGGCACCUACUGUGCUUCGGCGGGGCGGCUCCCGCGUCCAUUGUCUCCGCGGCGGCUGCGGCGGCGGGGGCGGCGGGGGCGCCGUCAGCAGCCGGCCUCUGGCUCGCGCUGGGGCCGGGGCCGGGGCUCGGGCGGCAUCAGGCCGGGCGGCCCGCAGCGGGCUGUGCGCGCCGACACUGCGCCCCGUGGAGGCGCCGCGCGAGGAGAGCGCUGUCACUCGUGCCGCCCGCACCACACCCCCUGCCCGCCCCGUGCGCGGUGGGGGCCGGGGGCGCGGGCUCCGCGGCGGGCGCAGAGCGGGGAGCGGGGCGCAGAGGCGAGGAGCGCCGAGCGCAGAGCGGGGCUCGCGGCGCAGAGCCGGGGGUAG
This is a messenger RNA of Lutra lutra (Eurasian river otter), 621 nucleotides long. RefSeq names its product putative HTLV-1-related endogenous sequence. Lineage: Eukaryota; Metazoa; Chordata; Mammalia; Carnivora; Mustelidae. Bases 1 to 621 code for a protein of 206 amino acids. The transcript has a single exon. The record is from RefSeq and is a predicted model, not a curated record.